Colossoma macropomum (tambaqui) is the source of this 4837-nucleotide messenger RNA. RefSeq names its product zinc finger, BED-type containing 4 (gene zbed4). The transcript is spliced from 2 exons. NCBI's taxonomy places the organism in Eukaryota, Metazoa, Chordata, Actinopteri, Characiformes, Serrasalmidae. The record is from RefSeq and is a predicted model, not a curated record. Bases 627 to 4403 code for a protein of 1258 amino acids. Gene Ontology annotation, molecular function: DNA binding; protein dimerization activity.
GUGCUUUAGACACAUUUCCAGCCAAAAGUCCCUGUAGUAGUAGUAGUAGUAGUAGUAGUAGUUAGCCGGACAUUACUCAGUUCUCUAAGAGCGGCUGUUGAUUCAUCCAGUGUCGCCGUACAGACCCCCAGCAGCAACAGCAGCGGCGGUGUGGUAAUGUAACCCGGCCGGCCGUCUCUGGAUGUGUUUUAUUUUUAUUACCCCCUCACCCGCCAUGUUGGUGUUGCCCUAAUACCCCCCAGUGACGUCAUAAAAGCAUGUUCCUUCCGUCCGACGCUGAGUGGAGCUACAACUGCUGAGUGUUUAACCGCACUGGAGACAAAGCAACGAAGCUAACUGCCCCCCUUACCCCCCAGGAUCAAUCUUACCUGUUUAUUUAACUGUAUAACAGCAGUCUGAACUGGACACUCGAAGCUGAAGAUUGCACAAAAUGGGCAACUUUCUUACACUUUCCUAAAUGGACAAGUCUGAUGUGUCUUCCUCACCUGGAUUUGAAAAUAACACACCGCUGUAAAUAUUUGGACGGAUGAUAGAGACAGCCACGCUGAUGACACUUGAACACUUAACAAGCUGCUUUCAUUAAAAAAAGGUUUUUUUUUUUCCUAGCAGAAAUUCAGUCUGCUAAAAUGGAUGGAGAGGAAGGCCUCUCUCAAAAGACUGAUGAUGUGCACCUGGAACAUAAUGGUUCUUUGGAGAGUGACAAGAGAAAAGAGGCCAAAGGAACCUGUUUAAAAAUUGAGGGUCAAGAUGGUUAUGUAUUUAAAUCAUACCGCAUUACUCCUCGCGAGAUAACAGAUGCAACAUCCGCUCAUUCUCCUACAGACACACUGGCUAAAGACUCUUCUUCUGCGUCCUCGUGCCUCAAGGGGACAAUGGAUAAUGCAUCUUCUCAGGUUGAUGGACAUUCAGGAGAUAGUUUGGAAGCAGAGAGCUGCAAUAAGCAGGGCUCGCCAACUUCUCCAACCAUUUCAAUUAAAGACCAGAGCACUGAAACAGACAAGGACAAUUCAGCAGAUGAACUAAAUGUGCAUAUCAAAGAUGAACCAAAUGAAACAGGUGAAGGUGCUCAGGAGGAUGAAAAGCUGUACUUUGAUGGUGCUGUUGGUCCCUUCGUCACUAAAAGCAAUGAUGAUGACUACGGUAAUAUACUGAGUGGCUACUCGAGUACUUUUUACGAUGUUGCAAUGGAUGCUGUCACACAAAGCCUUCUCACGUCUAUUAGAAAUCCUCUUAAUCCUAGAAAGAAGUCUCCUGCUUGGAACCAUUUUUUCAUAUCUCCUCGUGAUAGUACCAAAGCAAUCUGUAUGUACUGUAUGAAAGAGUUUAGUCGGGGUAAAAAUGAAAAAGACCUCAGCACUAGUUGUUUGAUGAGGCAUGUGCGAAGGGCUCACCCCACUGUACUUUUACAAGACAGUGACUCUUCAAAUACUUCAUCCAAUUCUGCCUCAUCUUUAAUACCUCCCAUUAAAUCACCAAAUAAUGGAGACCUGGCAGCUAGCAUUAAGCCCCACUUAAACAAUCACACCUCACCGUCCAUCUCUUUAGCAGAAGCCACAGAUGUAGCAUCCAAAGAGGCAUUGCAAAAGGUCAAGCCAAAAGCGGAAAAGAAUGCCAAGACUGACUCUGGCAUGGAACCUUCCCCACAUUCCGUCAACAACCACAAUGACGAUGCCAUGGACAUCGGGUCUGACUGCUCAGGCUCAACCCAUAAAAACUCAAGUUCUCGAAGGCGAUCAGCUGUGUGGAAACACUUCUAUUUGUCUCCUGCGGAUAGCUCAAAAGCUGUGUGUAUUCACUGCAUGAAUGAGUUCAGUCGGGGUAAAAAUGGGAAAGACUUGGGAACAAGCUGUCUAAUCCGCCACAUGUGGCGGGCCCACAGAGACAUCGUCAUUGAAGAAAAUGGACAGGGCUCCUCCAUUCCACCACCUUAUACCACACCGCCAACACUACUGUCACAGAUGCAGGACCCUGUGGAGAUCAAAAAAGAGCCCAGCUGUACCUCACCUGAAAACAUAUCACAUGAAGUGCCCAAUGAUGACAGUGAAAAUAUGGUUGUAAAGGAGGAGGUAAAUGAUGCCACGUAUCAUUCUGAACAUGAAUCUUCACUCAACAUGUCCUUUGACCUAAAAAAUGACAAUAUACCUCCAUCAUCAUCGUCUCCAGAUGACUCUGCUGAAGGCCCGAGUCUAGGUCAAGAGCAAAGCUCGGUUUUCCAGCAAAACAAAAAAAUAAUGAAAAGGGUAAAAUCAGAGGUGUGGCACCACUUCAUUGUCUCCCCAGUUGACCAACUCAAGGCUUUGUGUCGAUACUGUCCUUGUGUCAUUAGUCGUGGCAAACGUGGUGACUUCGGCACAAGCUGUUUGAUGCGGCAUCUGAUGAGGCGACAUCCUGAUGUUCUAAAGAACCAAAAAAGCACAAGCGUCCAAGUGUAUUCACCUCAGUCACUCCAUACUACCCUCACUGCAGAGGAGGAAAUGUCAGCAAGUGCAGCUGACAGCCCUGCUAGUAUGAAGAAACAACGCACUCUACCCAUUUUUAGCAAGAAGACUUCAAAACUGUGGAAUCACUUUUCUAUUUCUUCUGGAGACCCAACAAAGGUGGUCUGUUUGCACUGUAGCCGCACAAUAAGCAGGGGCAAAAAACCAACAAAUCUAGGCACUAGUUGCUUAUUUCGACACAUGCAAAGGUUUCAUGGACAUGUGCUUGAAAAUAAUAGUAGUAUCUCAGGUGAUGUGUCAUCAGCUGAAAUCACAGUAAAGCAGGAGCUUAUGGACACUUCUGCAUAUGAGGAAAAUAAUGAGAAAUUUGAUGAUUGCCACCCAGUUGCCAAAAAAAUCACCAAACUCAUUGCAGAAAUGCUUGCACUGGAUCUUCAGCCAUCGGCUGUGGUGGAGAACGUUGGCUUAAACCGAUUACUGGAAUAUCUCCAACCACAGUAUUCUGUACCCUCUUCAUCUUACUUCACCAGCACUGCCAUACCAGAAAUGUACGAAAGCGUGAAAGAGGUUGUCCUGACACACCUCAAGGAGGCUGAGAGCGGAAUUAUCCAUUUCACAACAAGCGUAUGGGUAAACAGUCAAACUCGGGAAUACCUGACUCUUACAGCCCACUGGGUAACGUUUGAGUCAUGUGUCCGACCUCAGGGCCAAGAUUUCCACUGCUCAGCUCUGCUUGGUGUGUCCCCAAUAGACUGUGAUUACAAUAUGUUGAGCAUACAGAAGCAGCUUGAGUAUCUUUGGGACACCUGGAUUGCUUCCUCAGGCCUGCAGAUUGGAUUCAUUGUAACUGAUAAUCAAGCCAUAGGAAACGUGCUGGAGGACAGUGCUCACACCAUCAUGCAUUGUUUUGGUCACAACAUAGACCUCAUUGUUAAUGAAGCCAUAAAAAGUCAGAGGAUGGUCCAGAACUUGUUGAGCAUUGCACGAAAGAUCUGUGAGCGAGUACAUCGUUCGCCGAAGGCAAAGGAGAAGCUGGCAGAACUGCAAAAAGCUUAUAACUUGCCUGAAAAUCAGUUGGUCCAGGAUGUUCCCUCCAAGUGGAAGACCUCAUAUUUCAUGCUUGACAGAUUAGUUGAGCAAAAGAAAGCCAUUGACGAACUGUCUUUAGAGUGCAAUUUCAGGGAACUUAUAAGCUGUGACCAGUGGGAGGUGAUGCAGUCAGUUUGCAACGCUCUGAAGCCCUUUGAGGUGGCCUGCAGGGAGAUGAGUAAUCGCACUGCUACUCUUGGACAAGUCAUACCACUCAUUCAUAUCCUUAACCGCAAGAUAGACAUGCUUUUUGAUGAGACUAUGGGUAUUGACAACAUGCUUAAGUCUCUGAAAGAGGCCAUGGUGACCAGAAUGUCUCCCACACUUCAUGACCCACGUUAUACAUGGGCAACCAUGCUGGACCCCCGGUACAAGACCUCCCUGUUCACCGAGGAGGAAGCGGAGCGGUGCAAGCAAGACCUAAUACAAGAACUCGAUAAGGUAUCCGUAGCUACCUCUGCAGAGACUAAACCUCCAUUGUCCAACGGAUGCGGUGAGGUCCCAGCUUCAUCUAACAGUUCAGCCGCAAAUAAGGACAACCUCUGGGCCCUGAUGGAUGACAUUAGGCAAAAGAUUAAGCAAGAAGACAGACCAAAGUCGUCAGAGCUUGCUGUUCUGGAGUACUUGGAGGAAGACAUCCUUGACCAGAGCUGUGAUCCUCUGGAUUAUUGGAAUCUCAAGAAGUUCUUGUGGCCUGAACUUGCCAAAGUAGCUGUACGUUAUGUGGGUUGUCCACCCAGCAUUGUACCAGCAGAGACUCUGUUCAGCACGUCAGGUGUGAACUGUGCCCUGAAUCAAUCCAGACCAUUGAUAGAAAAUCUUGAAGGACUCUUAUUUUUAAAGGUCAACCUUCCUUUGAUAUAUUUUCAGUACUGAGACCUUUUUUAUGUGUGCAAGCUUAUUUCUUAGACCCUGAUAAACCCUGACCAAGGACCAAAUCGCUUCUGAGAUGGCCCUUUAAAAUAUUUUACACUGAGGUUUAGAUUUGGCAUACAGAGCAUAUAGAUCAUGUUAAUUUAAAUAAAUGCUUUGUAUGUGUACUACUGUUCAACACUUAGUAACUGGAGUUGGUGUGAUACCCGGUGAUAAGUGUUUUCAGGGAGGGAGGGAGGGAGGGAGGGAGGGAUACUUAGCUGUAGGGAUUUUUGUGUGUUGCUGUUCUCUUUUUUUUAUGGCCAGAUUUUUGUCUUCUCUCUUCUUGUGCCUUAUAUGAACUACUUCAGGUCAAAAUGCUGUAAAUAUUAUCUGAUGUGCAAACCACAUCAUAGUGUACUGACUCAAUGAAUAUGUAAAAUAGAAUGGGAUGCUGA